Caenorhabditis sp. 36 PRJEB53466 is the source of this 1618-nucleotide messenger RNA. Lineage: Eukaryota; Metazoa; Nematoda; Chromadorea; Rhabditida; Rhabditidae. The record is from the annotation of a GenBank genome assembly.
AUGAGCCCUCAAUCUUCGCCGAGUUCGUCUCAAGACCACGUCUGUCUGGUCUGCCAGGACUUCGCCUCCGGAUACCACUACGGCGUUCCCUCGUGUGUCGGAUGCAAAACCUUUUUCCGUCGGACAAUCAUGAAGAAACAAAAGUACAUUUGUCAAUUCGAAGGAAACUGCCCCGUCGACAAAAGUGAGACAUUCAACUAGUCAACUCUCGUGACCUUAUCAGUAUCUUCUUCAGCAAUUCGAUGCGCAUGUCGUUAUUGUCGUUUCGAAAAGUGCAUCAGUGUUGGAAUGGAUAGGAACGCACUUCAGCAAAACAGAGACCCGAUUGGAUACACAAAAAGGACGCGGAGGCCGAAGAAAGAGUUGAAGACGACCUCCGAGGGGUCUAGCGAUGAAAGCGCCACUCCUCUUUCCGUGUCGCCAGUUCAACUAUCGGUAAUCAGAAAAGGAGAGAAGAGAGAUUAUCAUAAUAUUUAAUUUACUUCAGCCACCUCCCACUUCCCCGCCGGUUCCCGUAUCAAGCCGUUUCCGGCGCAACAUUCUGCAAACGCUUGCCGAGCGUGAGAAGUGCGCCAACGACCUUCGUCUCUCCGAUUUUCUCCCAAUCCGAUCUCUUCAUGAGGCGCUCUGCUCAAAGUCAUUUCUCAACGACACUAUUUUCAUGUCUAGAUGGGGAGUGCCGAGUGAUAAACACCAAAUUACCGAUCUUCGGUUCGUUACGCAGCAAGACUAUCAUUAUUGGCACGAGAGGGACUGGUUUCUGCUGACCGAGUACGCUAAGACAUUCGAUGUUUUCGAGGCGUUGGAUUAUCAAGACAAGGUAUCGAUGAGAAGGAAAGAAAUCGAAAGUCUAUCAUUCUGAUUCAGGCGGAGCUCGUGAGGCACGCCGCAAUCACUGUUCCCGUGCUCGUUCAAGUGUGGAACUCUCCCGACUACGGACCGGAUACGAUCGUUUUCCCCGACGGAUGCUAUUUCGACAGAACCCACGAGCCGACCCGGUAAGUUGAAGAUCGCUUAGUCAUCGGGGACGGGUGAUUUGUGCCGUUUCGUGCCGCGUUGUGUUCAAUCGUUGUAGGCCAGCCGGUCUCAACAGGAAAAAGUACCAAGUGCUCGAUUUGGUGCUGAAGCCGUUCCGUGAUCUUCAACUCGACGCCACCGAGUUCGCCGCCUUCAAAGCCGUCACAUUUCUGAAUCCAGGUCCGGGCGGAACUGCAUAAGAGCCAAACUUUCACUUUGAUGCGAUUCCAGACGCCGACAUCUCACUUCCAGCGCAAAAGUUGGUGAAUAACGAGCGAGUUCGUAUCACCACACAAUUGUACGCCCACAUGGCGACGAAAGACGACGUCGACACGGCCAUCGAAAGGUACGAGGUGGUGAGAGACGAAAAGACUGAUGAUAAUAACGCAGAAAUGAUAGAGAUCAAGUACUGAUGACGUCUUUUUUUUUGCAUUACAGAUUCGCACGAUUGGUUCUGAUGGGAACGUCCAUGUCAAAAAUGGCGUGCGAAUCGAAAGAGGCCGUGUGGAUUGCAGAUUUCUUCGAGAACAUUGGUCUCUCGCCGUUCGCCCGACAGCUCUUCUUUGGCGAUGUGGCCGAACAGAUGAUGCACAAGUUGUGA